AUGACCGACAAGUCUCUGGGGACGCUGGUGAUCUCCCUGCAGCAGCUACAGACUGCAGGGCAUUUGGUGCUUCAGGAGGCCCUAGUGGAUGAGAAUCUGCGCGUGUCCUCGAUCCAGGUGGAGAUGAUUGACCUGAAGUACCAGCCCCCAGAGGGUGAAACUGGAGCCUGGGCAGAAGAGGACUUUGGAGCACCCAUUCGGGACAGCUCGGAGCUGAUCAUUCCCAAUGUGGGCUUCCAGGAGCUGCAGCCUGGGGAGGCCCCGCUGGAGCGGUGGGCAGCGGCGUUGGGCCGCAGGCUAGCUCGAGGAGUAGGUCAGCAGGACGAUGAGGCCAAUGAGCUGGAGCUGGAGCUGGAGGACGAGCCUGAUGUGGAGCUUUCUGGCAUCGUGUUCAGCCCCCUCAAGAGCUAAGCUCGGGGCCUGGCCCGCGGGGAUCCCUUCCAGGUAUCCAGGGCCCAGGACUUCCAGGUGGGGGUCACGGUGCUCCAGGCCCGGAAGCUGGUGGGAGUCAACAUUAAUCCCUAUGUGGCCGUGCGCGUUGGGGAGCAACGCCGAGUGACCGCCACGCAGCGCAGGACAAAUUGCCCCUUCUUCAACGAAUACUUCUUGUUUGAAUUUCAUGAGACCCGGCUUCACCCCCAGGACUUGCUGCUGGAGAUCGCGGUGAGGGGGGUAAGGGUGAGAGGUUUCCGUCAGAGAAGGGGAGAUGCCGAAGCUCCAGGACUAACGCCACUUCCCCAGGCUUUCCAUUCGCAGACCCUCCCCUUUAUGGCCACCCGGAUAGGCACCUUCAGGAUGGACCUGGGCAUUAUCUUCGACCAGCCAGAUGGCCACUUCUGUCAGAAAUGGGCUUCUCUGCACGACCCCCGGGAUACACGCGCCGGGACCAAAGGCUUCGUCAAGGUCACUUUGUCCGUGAGGGCGCGCGGAGACCUGCCCCCUCCGCUGCCACCCCCGGGCCCAGGCCACAGUUCGGACAUUGAGAAGAACCUGCUGCUGCCGCGUCGGCUGCCAGCGGAGAGGCCGUGGGCGCGGCUGCGAGUGAGCGUGUACCGCGCCGAGGGGCUUCCGGCGCUGCGCCCCGGCCUGCUGGGCAACCUGGCCCGCGCCCUGCACGACCAGCGCGUCCUCAUGGACCCCUAUGUGCAGGUGUCUUUCCUGGGGCAGCAGGGCGAGACGUUGGUGCGCGGCGAGGCGACGGCGCCCGAGUCGAACGAGCAGCUGAGCUUCGUGGAGCUCUUGCCGCCGCUGACGCGCGGCCUUCGUCUGCAGCUACGGGACGACGCGCCCCUGGUCGAUGUGGCCCUCGCCACGCACGUGCUGGACCUGAGGCAGAUCUCGCAUCCGGGCCGGGAGGCGGGGUUUAACCCUACCUCCGGCCCGGCCUGGGUCCCUCUCUAUGGCUCACCCCCCAGCGGGGAGCUCCGGGAUGGUCCUCAAAGUCUCAAUGAAGGCGUUGGCCAAGGCAUUUGGUUCUGCGGCCGCCUGCUGGUGCCUGUAUCCAUGGAAGUGUUGGAAGGGAGAGCUGAACCUGAGCCUCCCCGGGCCCCACAGGGGUCCAGGUUGUCCCGGCUCAUGGGAAAGAAGAAGAAAGCCAGGCGCAGCCAGACUCCAGCGGGGAUUCAGCAGCACCCGGAUGCCAGCUCCAGUGCUGAUGUGCCUGAGAUUCCUAGAGCAAUGGAGGUGGAGGUGGAGGUGGAGGAGUUGCUGCCGCUGCCAGAGAACGCCCUGGCGCCCUGCGAAGAUGACUUGCUCUUCACUGUGCUCCUCAAGGCCACCAUGAUGGACCCCGCCAUGGCCUCCCAGCCCAUCAGCUUCGAGAUCUCCAUGGGUCACGCAGGUCUCCGGAAGGAGCAAUUGAGCCGAGGGUCCAGGGCCGGGGAGGGAGCAGAGGGUGCGGAAGGGGAGGCACAACCUCUGCUGGAAUUGGAAGUGGGAGUCGGGCCAGUGGAGGAGGAGGAGCUGGACCCUGCUCAGCGGCCUGAGCCCAUGGAAGGCAGCGGGCCGUACUUCUGCUUGCCCCUGCGUCACCACAAGCCCUGCGUGCACGUGUGGAGCCGCUGGGAGGACCACUCGUGGAGCCUGCAGAGCACUAAGUGCGUGCAAAAAGUGGCUGAGAGGCUGCAGGCACCUGGGGCAGCCAAGCUGGAGCUCUUCCUGGGGCUGGAGCUGGGUAAGCAAGCGAAGGCCUGCACCUCAGAGCUCCCCCCAGACCUGCUGCCUGAGCCCUCGGCUGGGCUGCCCCUCAGCCUGGACCGGGACGACUUCAGCUACUUCCAGCUCCAGGCUCACUUGUACCAGGUCCAAGGUGUGCUGACAGCAGGUGACAGUGGGCUCUCGGACCCCUUUGCUUGAGUCCUCAUCUCUACCCAGUGCCAGACCACACGGGUCCUGGAGCAGACGCUGAGCCCCCUGUAGGAUGAACUCGUGGUGUUUGAUCAGUUAAUCGUGGACGGGAAGAGGGAGCAUCUGCAGGAGGAGCCCCCACUAGUGAUUGUCAAUGUCUUUGACCACAAUAAGUUUGGCCCCUCUGUGUUCCUGGGCAGGACGCUGGCCACCCCGAGGGUAAAGCUGAUGGAGGACCCUUACCAGCGUCCUGAGUUGCAGUUCUUCCCCCUGAGGAAGGGGCCCCGGGCAGCCGGGGAGCUCAUCGCCACCUUUGAACUCAUUGAACUGGACUGCAGUAGCCGACUUGAGCCCUCAGUGCCCAGUGAUGUGGAGCCCCAGGACCUGACCGCCCUGGUUGAUCCCCUCUCCGGACGCCUAUCCCUGCCACCGCACGUGCGCCCGGUGCUUUGGGAGUUCCAUGUUGAGGUACUGUUCUGGGGUCUGAGGGGCCUUGGCCGUGUGCAUAUGUUUGAGGUGGAGCAGCCCCAGGCUGUGCUGGAGGUGGCCGGUCGGCGAGUGGAGUCCGAGGUCCUGACCAGUUACCGUGAGAACCCCAAUUUCACUGAGCUCGUCAGGCAUCUGACAGUGGACUUGCCAGAGCAGCCUUAUCUGCAGCCCCUCAGCAUCCUGGUGAUUGAGCGCCGGGCCUUUGGCCGCACAGUGCUCGUGGGUUCCCACAUUGUCCCCCAUAUGCUGAGAUUCACACUCCGGGGUCAGGAGGAUCCCCCUGAGGAGGAAGGAGAGGAGGAGACAGGGGACCUGGUGCCCAAGGCACCUCAAGAACGGAGGUCCCGGGAUCCCUUCUUGGCUGAAGUGGGGAUACCCAGACAGCUCCUAAAGGCUCCUCUGGAGAAGCUCCCUCUGGGAGGCCUCCUGAAUCAAGGCCCAGAGCUGGAGGAGGACAUCCCAGAUCCUGAAGAGCUCGACUGGUGGUCCAAGUACUAUGCACUGCUGCAGGAGCUCCAGGGGCAGACCAACUUUGAUGAGGGUGAAAUGGAUGAUGCUGGGGAUUCAGAUGGGGACAACCUCCUUUCUGUGGAUGGGGAAGCCCAAGACCAGGGUGAGGCUGAAGUCAAAGGCUCUGUGUCCCAGAAAAAAGCCAUCGCCACUCUGAAGGUUUACAACAGCUCCCUGGAAGAAGAGUUUAACCACUUUGAAGACUGGCUGAAUGUGUUUCCCCUGUAUCAAGGGCAAGGGGGUCAGGAUGGAGGUGGAGAGGAAGAAGGGUCUGGAAACCUUGUAGGCAAGUUCAAGGGCUCCUACCUCAUUUACCCUGAAUCAGAGGCAGUGUCCUUCUCUGAGCCCCAGAUCUCCAGGGGGAUCCCACAGAAUCAGCCCAUCAAGCUCCUAGUCAGAGUAUAUGUUGUAAAGGCUACCAACCUGGCUCCUGCGGACGCCAACAGCAAAGCAGACCCCUAUGUGGUGGUGAGCGCUGGCCAGGAGCAGCUGGACACCAAGGAGCGCUACAUCCCCAAGCAGCUGAACCCCAUCUUUGGAGAGGUCCUAGAGCUCAGUAUCUCUCUCCCUGCUGAGCCAGAGCUGACCGUGGCUGUGUUUGAUCAUGACCUCGUGGGUUCUGAUGACCUCAUCGGAGAGACCCACACUGAUCUGGAAAACCGAUUCUAUAGCCACCACAGAGCAAACUGUGGGCUGGCGUCCCAGUAUGACGUGGACAGCUACAGUGCCUGGCGUGACGCAUUUUGGCCUUCGCAGAUCCUGGCGGUGCUGUGCCUACCCUGUGGUCUCCCCCCACCUGAAUACUGAGCCGGGGCUGUCAAGGUGGGCAGCAAACUCUUUCUGACACCGCCAGAGACCCUGCCCCCAGGUAGUGGGGACUCCAAGGUGGCAAGUGAGGUCCCUGAGGAGGCCCAGGCAUUGCUGGUGCUGCGGCGCUGGCAGGAGACGCUGGGGCUUGGGAUCCAGCUGGUACCUGAGCAUGUAGAAACACGGCCCCUCUACCAUUGCCGCAGCCCAGGGCUGCUGCACCUCUUCCUGUGCCCCCAGGGAUCCCUUCAUGUGUGGAUUGACAUGUUCCCCCGAGAUGUGCCUCCCCCACCUCCAGUUGACAUCAAGCCUCGGCAGCCAAUCAGCUAUGAGCUCAGAGUCAUCAUCUGGAACACGGAGGAUGUAGUUCUGGAUGAUGCAAACCCACUCACUGGAGAGAUGUCGAGUGACAUCUAUGUGAAAAGCUGGGUGAAGGGGCUGGAGCACAAGCGAGACAUUCACUUCAACUCUCUGACAGGGGAGGGGAACGUCAACGGGCGCUUCGUGUUCCACUUUGACUACCUGCCCACCGAGCGAGAGGUGAGCGUCCGUUGCCGGCCUGGACCCUUCGCCCUGGAGGAAGCUGAGUUCCGGCAGCCGUCUGUGCUGGUCCUGUAGGUCUGGGACUAUGACUGCAUCUCCGCCAACGACUUCCUUGGAUCCCUGGAGCUGCAGGUACCGGACAUGGUGUGAGGGGCCCGGGGCCCCGAGCUCUGCUCCGUGUGGCUGGUCCGGGACGGGGCCGGGCCGAGGUGUAAUCUGUUUCGCUGCCGCCGCUUGCGGGGCUGGUGGCCUGUAGUGAAGCUGCGGGCGCCGGAGGACGAGGAGCGGGAGCAGCGGGAGGCUCAGGCUGGCAAGAAGAAGAGGAGGAAGAGGAGGAAGGGCCGGCCAGAAGGCUUAGAGUUCUCGGGCUCAGGAGGCAACGUCUACAUCCUCACGGGGAAGGUGGAGGCAGAGUUUGAGCUGCUGACGGUGGAGGAGACUGAGAAACGUCCAGUGGGAAAGAGGCGCAAGGAGCCGGAGCCCUCGGAGAAGCCCAAGGGUGUGGGCGCCGCCCCAAAACCUCCUUCAACUGGUUCGUGAACCCGCUGAGGACCUCCGUCUUCUUCAUCUGGCGCCGGUACUGGCGCAUCCUGCUGCUGCUGGCGGCGCUGAUCACCGUCUUCCUCCUCCUCGUCUUCUACACCAGGCCAGGCCUGAUCAGCCAGGUCACCGUCCACCCCCUCCACCGCCCCUACCUGACCUUGGACACUCAUUCUGUAAUGCCAGCUCCUCAACUCCUGCCCCUGGUGUCCUUCCCACCAACAGGAACCAUCCUGGCGUUCCCUGCUUUCUCUGUGUAAACCUAACGGGGUAUCCACUCUGUCCCCUGAACACAUGCUGCAGAUAAUAAAUG
This is a messenger RNA of Eubalaena glacialis (North Atlantic right whale), 5548 nucleotides long. Its product is annotated as fer-1-like protein 4. NCBI's taxonomy places the organism in Eukaryota, Metazoa, Chordata, Mammalia, Artiodactyla, Balaenidae. Gene Ontology annotation, biological process: plasma membrane organization. The record is from RefSeq and is a predicted model, not a curated record.